Messenger RNA from Cataglyphis hispanica, 2428 nucleotides. Its product is annotated as E3 ubiquitin-protein ligase RNF14-like. The transcript is spliced from 4 exons. Gene Ontology annotation, cellular component: cytoplasm; ubiquitin ligase complex. Gene Ontology annotation, biological process: ubiquitin-dependent protein catabolic process; positive regulation of proteasomal ubiquitin-dependent protein catabolic process; protein polyubiquitination. Bases 549 to 1982 code for a protein of 477 amino acids. NCBI's taxonomy places the organism in Eukaryota, Metazoa, Arthropoda, Insecta, Hymenoptera, Formicidae. The record is from RefSeq and is a predicted model, not a curated record. Gene Ontology annotation, molecular function: ubiquitin conjugating enzyme binding; zinc ion binding; ubiquitin protein ligase activity.
AUAAAAUAUUUUUAUUUCCUACUCCUAUUCUCUUCUACUCUUACUCCUAUUGUAGACGACGCUUUAAGGUCUGUACAGGCGUGCUCUUUGAAUAAGAAUGUAGAAUGUAGAAUUCGUUUUAAAACUUGUUGCAUUGGUUUUCAAGACGGUUUUCGAGUGUAAUCAUUUUUAAAUAUUUGAAUCAUAUUAAUUCUUAUAUUUUCUUCUAUAUAUAUAUAUAUAUAUAUUUACAAAUUUUAAUAUCAAUUUAGAGUUUAAAAAGUUAAUAAUAAUUUAAAUAAUUUAGAGGACAAUUUUAUUUCAUCUAUUUUUUACACACGGUUUGUUUUUUUAGACGAAUUUUUUGGAUUUCUCGUUUCUUUUUUUGAACCUCUAAAUAUAUAUAUCUAUCUCAUUUUAUUUCUUAGUUUAGCUAAAAAGAACAAACCUUUUAUAAAUACGCAGAAACUGUGAUAUCUUCAGGUUUCUUCUUUAUUUAUCUUUUGAACAUCAGUUAUAAACUAAAUUGUACUAUUUUUUUCAAGAUUGUUAUCUCAAAGAAAUUUAAAAUGUCUCAGGCGAUUAUAGAUGAUCGUAUACGGCAAGAGGACGAAAUGACUGCCCUUUCCAGUAUUUAUAACGAGAACGAAUUUUCUUGCACAAGAAAUGAGCAGAUAAAAUGUACAGUUAAUAUAUUUCUCAAAUUUCAUAGAAAACUAGAAGUGAAUUUCACUAACUACUGCUCUUCCGACGCAAUUUCCGAUGUGAUCGUCCCAUGUGAUAAAAUUUUUGUCGAACACUUGCCUCCGGUCAGAUUGUACACUCAACUUCCAGAUUUGUAUCCAUCUCGAAAACCACCAAAUUUCUGUUUAUCUGUUAUCUGGUUGACUCCCUGGGAGAUAUCUUUUCUCUGCCAGAAAUUAGAUGAAAUAUGGGAAGAGAAUCAGGGCAAUGAGAUCUUGUUUCUAUGGCUAGAUUUUCUACAAAAUGAUCUUUUUAAUUUCCUUGGCAUACAAGAUUCUUUAGAUGUUUCUUUCAUGCAUAUAAUUCGCACAACACCAGGUGAUCGUAUCACAUUCCACCUGGCACACUUAUCUGAUCACAGAGCUGUAAAUAGUGCUUUGUCUUUAGACAUCAAAAAAUUAUUAAUAUCUUAUGACAGAGAGCAGCAUAAGAAACAAUUUGAUAAUAAUUUUUACACUUGUCACAUAUGCUUUGAAGAAUAUAGAGGACUGUAUUGUAUAGAAUUGAAGAACUGUGGACAUAUUUACUGCAAAGACUGUAUUGAGAAACAUAUACGUAUUAAAAUUAAUGAGCACAUUAAGAUUAUAUCGUGUCCAACGUUAGACUGCAGUUUCGAAAUAAACGAUAACGAUAUUAAAACUCUUUGUCCGAGCUUGUUCUCGCGAUAUGAAGAACUCUUGUUCCGAAUAACAUUAAACACUAUGGACGAUGUAAUAUAUUGCCCGAGAAUUUUAUGUCAAAAUCCAAUGAUUAGGGAUCCGAAUGAUACUGCACCAAUCUGUCCCAUUUGUAACUAUUGCUUUUGCAUAUAUUGCUAUAAGUUAUACCAUGGAGCUGCGUCAUGCAAGAUAACAUCAGAUGACAUUAAAAAGCUCAUUAACGACUACAAGAAUAGUGAUGAUAAGAAAAAGAAGCUUUUGGAAAAGAAGUACGGUAGGCGACAAAUACAAUUAGUUGAAGAAACUCUUACAACUGAAUAUUUGCAGGAUAACACGAAAAGUUGUCCCAAAUGCCAUUCUUUCAUUAGUAAAAUUGAGGGGUGCAACAAAAUGAUUUGUAAACAUUGUCAAUCUUCUUUUUGUUGGCUGUGUGGUCAACAGAUUAUGUCGAUGAAUGGAUAUGAACACUUUACCAAUGUUAACAGUUUGUGUUUCGGACGUUUAUUUGAGGGUAUAGAAAAUGACGAUUACGAUAAUCUUGAAAUAAUGGAGAAUGAAAUUUGGUUUGAGAUAAAUUUUGUUGAAGUAUUGGAAAAUUAAUAGAAAAAAAAAAUGUAAUUAGGAUCUUCAAUAUAUACACAGUUAUUUGGUUGCUUUAUUGUUUAUAAUAUUACAAGAAUAUUAUGAGACAAAAAUAAUAUGAUAUUAAUAUCAUUAAUUAUAGAUCAUUAUAAUUUAUACUAUUAAUCAUAAAUCAUUAUAAUUUAUACUAUUAUCCAUAUCACAUAUUUAGUAUUUAGAUUACAGAUUUAGAUUUUUAUUUUUUGCAAAUAUUAUUAAUUUUUCUAAGAAACCUGUUAACUCUAAAGAGAGUUUGUUGUAUGUGAUAUAUAUUUAUAUAUAAAUAUCUGUAAAUCUAUCUUAUAUAUCUCCAAAAAAUAUAUAUAUGUAUGUGUAAUAUGUGUACCUAUUUUUAUAUUUAGCAUAUAAAAAUCAAAUAAUGAUAUCAUGUAAGUUGCAAAUAAAUAGUAGGCCGAUCAAUCUUU